UUCUUCUGUUUUCUCAAAGCCAUAUUCCUUUAAGAUGAUGUAAUAGUCAUUUCCCUGGAUGGUUUCUUCCCUGCACUGCUGAAACAACAGCAUCUGAACUGCACUGGGAACUGUGGAACCACCCAGCUCAGCAGCGAGAGCAGCAGCUCGGGCAGCAAGAGCAGACCAAGCAGCUACCCUGGGCAUCCUUUCAGACGGCUGCAGGCUUGUCUUCUCUUACCCUUGCUGGGAACAUGGGAGCUUCUUUGCCCUUCCUGCCAGGCAGGAUACCACUUUGGGAACCCACUGAAAUAUGCCAGUUCUUUUCUCAGAUUCUGGGGUUUUUGCAAGUCAUCUAAACCAAGGUCCUUUCUGAAACUCUCUUUCUUUUAAGGAUCCUGAUUGGGAUUUGUUUUGUUUUUUUCCAUCUCAGAUAUUGCUAUAUAGAUUGGUUUUUCAUCGUUACCCAUCCCGGUUAACUUUCCUGUGACUCAGUUUAACUCUUGAGAUCUACAUGGAUGGCUAUUCUUAAGAGCACUUUUCUUACCUUUUCUGUCCCUUUCUGGGGUUGGAUUUGAUAUUAACUGGACUCUGUGUAAGCCUGUGUGUGUUCUGAUUGCUCUGAAAAUUUUCUUUCCUUCACAAGAACUAUACAUUAACUGUAACCAAGACCUGUGAAUAAUCGUAGGCUGGGCUUGAUCUUGAUUUUUGGGACUUUGUUGGAAGAUCCAAUUGCAUUUCAUGAAGUUAUUGCUCUCCAUCCAUUGUUUAGGUUUUAAGCUCUUUGCCAGCUUCCGUGACAUAGUCACUUCUGGACAAUUCUGAUUUUUUUAACAAACUAACUUUUUGUCCCCCCCUCAUUUCUUAAAUAUUAUGAGUCCUUUUGGGGGUCUGGUGGAGGAGCCUCAUUCUACUCUUUGAUGUGAUUGAUAGUCCUGCCAUUCCGUGUGGCUGAUUUUUGUUUUAAAAUACAAUGGCUUUGAGUGGAAACUGCAGGACUUACCUCCCUCCUAGAGAACAAGGGGCUGGUCUACAUGCCUUCCCAGAGGUGGUGGAGCUAAACGUAGGUGGUCAAGUAUACUUCACUCGCCAUUCCACCUUGGUGGGCAUCCCCCACUCCUUGCUGUGGAAAAUGUUCACCCCCAAGAGAGACACAGCCAGUGAUCUAGCUAAGGACUCCAAGGGAAGGUUCUUCAUUGAUAGAGAUGGUUUCCUCUUCCGCUACAUUCUGGACUAUCUCAGGGACAAGCAAGUGGUCCUGCCUGAUCACUUCCCAGAAAAGGGAAGGCUCAAAAGGGAAGCUGAAUAUUUUCAGCUCCCAGACUUGGUCAAACUCCUAACUCCUGAUGAUGUCAAGCAAAGCCCCGAUGACUAUUGCCACAGCGACUACGAGGAGGUCUCCCAAGGCAGUGACACAAGAAUAUGCCCCCCAUCAUCACUCUUACCUUCAGAUCGAAAAUGGGGUUUCAUUACUAUUGGGUACAGGGGGUCGUGCACCAUGGGCAGAGAGAGCCAAGCUGAUGCCAAGUUCAGGAGAGUCCCGAGGAUUUUGGUUUGUGGAAGGAUUGCUCUAGUCAAAGAGGUCUUUGGAGAAAGUUUGAAUGAGAGUAGAGACCCAGAUAGGGCACCGGAAAGAUACACCUCCAGGUUCUAUCUCAAGUUCAAGCACCUGGAGAGGGCUUUUGACAUGUUGUCAGAAUGUGGAUUCCACAUGGUGGCCUGCAAUUCCUCAGUGACGGCUUCUUUUGUCAAUCAGUACACAGAUGAUAAAGUCUGGUCCAGCUACACUGAAUAUGUCUUCUACCGUGAGCCUUCAAGGUGGUCUUCAUCCCAUUGUGACUGCUGCUGCAAAAAUGGCAAAGGAGAUAAAGAGGGGGAAAGUGGCACAUCUUGCAAUGAACUAUCCACUUCCAGCUGUGACAGCCAAUCAGAAGCCAGCUCCCCACAAGAGACUGUCAUCUGUGGCCCGGUCACCCGCCAGCCCAACAUACAGACUCUAGAUCGACCAAUCAAGAAGGGCCCAGUACAGCUACUUCAGCAGUCUGAAAUCCGAAGAAAAAGUGACCUGCUCCGAACUCUAACGUCUGGCUCCAGGGAAUCCAACUCUAGCAAAAAAAAAGCAGUGAAAGAAAAGCUCUCUAUUGAGGAAGAGUUAGAAAAAUGCAUCCAGGAUUUCCUUAAAAUCAAAAUCCCAGACAGGUUUCCAGAAAGGAAACACCCCUGGCAAUCCGAACUGCUACGAAAGUAUCAUCUAUAAGAGCGGGGCGGGGCAGUGGGGAAAUAACCUUAUUACAAUUUACAGAUCAAGAUCCUUAAUGAUACGGAAAUAAAAGGAAUAAUAACAAUUUGUUAGGUCACAAAAAAAAAUCCAUCUUGAUAGUACUGCCUAAUUUGCCUAUUUCACCUUAACAUUUAUAGUCACAGGGUAAUGAUAUUUUUCAAGUUGUGGAAGCACAAUGAAAAAUGCUUUUGUUUGUAAGCUCCUAGUCUUACGCAAGCUGAAUACUUUAUACACGAAAGGCACAACAACAUCACCAACUAAAGAAACCCACACACAGAUGCACCUGGUGCCGGUGGAGAAAGUCCUACACAUGAUCAGGCAGUGGCUGUGGGGGGUUCCGCAAACUACAUGCCUUUUGAGUUCUCCUUUUAAUUCCUUUAUUUGGAGGAGUCAGGGCAGGGCAGAUGUACAUGAUUUAAAGGAACAAGCUAUGUCGUGCCAGUUUACAUGAAGGAUGUGUAUAUAUAUACGUAUAUAUACACAUGAAUAUACAUAUACAUGUGUGUAUAUUUAUAUUGCCUAACAAAUUUUUCUGGUUCUCUCCUUAUAACUGCACUUUCUCAACAACAACAAAAAAAGCAAUUGUUAGCACUCUGUGUGCUCCAUUUCCCCUCUAGCUUUAUGAGGUGUGAAUAGUAGAAGACUGUCUCUCUCCAUCUGUUAUUUUUGGGGGCGAGGGGAGGUUGGAAGCGGAGCACUGUAAAAGUGCUUGUGUCUGUUGCAACUGUGGGCAAAAUAUUCUAUGAGUUUUUGAUAACAAUAUAUAUUUUAAUCUUUGUUCCAACACUUCUUCCCCAAAGCUUCCGGAUGACAAAGGGUUUAUUAUGGAAUGAUUCCAAUUGGAAAGGGGAUCCAUUGAUGGCGGGUCAAGUCGCUGAGUCGGUGAGCUCAGCUGAUUUAUGUAAGCCUGCCAGACCCUGCUGCCAAAGAGUCUUUGGCCCAAAUAAAUGAGGAGAGCAGCCUCCCGUUCCCAUCCAACGCAGAUGCAAUUAUAAGAAAUUAUAAACCUAAUAAGAUGCAUUUUGUGCUCUGACUGGCAGGAAAUUGAUUGUUAAAAUGGCAGGCACCACGCCAUUCCAGCUAGAUACAUUUCAAAAGGAAAUUAAAAAUUGAAUAGAAACCAAACACACUCUGUAAUGGAAACUGCCUUAUCAGCAUCCUUUCUGUAGUCUGUAGGAUAAUCCGGUGGGUGGCAGGCUUAAUUUAGUACCAUGUGUUACCCAUAAUGUAUAAUAAACGGGAAAAUAUCAGCAAGCUCAGUUUGAUGGGACUGCGGGGAGGAAGGGAGGCCGCACGCAGGCACAGCAGUACAAGAACCUACUGAGCCCAGGCAACAACAACAAAAAAGCACAGUCCUUCCGUGACAGGUUCGCCUAGCUAACUGCAUCUUAGUUGUCAUUCCGAAGCUAAUUCUUUAGGCAGACCAGUAAGAACCUGAUGUCCCUCAACAGUCCAGUGGGAGCCAAAGGUCCCAUGGAUGGGAUUUGAAAAGUUAAGAGUCGGGUACUGAAGGGGAGUCCCAGGUACAGACUGCAUCUGGUGGGAUGAAAUUGGUGUCUGAACAGUCUGUAAAGCAGUUACCUAGAGAUGCAUUGCAUCAAUGGGUCCACAUGGGCCUUCCACUGGCUGCAGAUGGAAGCUGGUUAGCUGGGGAGUUUGGCACAUGUCUCAAGACAUAAAGUGAGAGACACAGAAACUAAUAAAGACGAUAGCUUUAAAAGCGGUGAUAUUGCCUUGUUUAGCAUCAGUAACAUUUCUAAAGCCUCAGUUUCACUAUCUAGCAUUCCCAAUUCACAAUGCUACAAGGGAGAUGACUUCAAGUGUGCAUAGAAUAGAGGUACAUUUGGAUUGAACAUAGUAUACUUGAGUAGGUCUGAGUCCCAGUCUCCUUGCCUGCAGGUGCAAUUUUCUCCCACAUAAUAUGCUCUUAUAUAUAUAUUUUUUGCACCUGCAAAAUGAACUGUGGGGGCAAAGCUGCAUAAUCAGGUAGGUAAAGGUACUAUCAUUCAGAUUUGUGCCUACCAUUGAACUGCAAGUGCCAUGCAGGCACAGGUUUUGUGAGUGCUAAUUGCACAUGCAAACGGGAAGUGACAUGUCUCAAACUAUUGCAAAAUGUGAGAUGCUUGUGGACAGAGCUGAGCAUGAACCAAAUCCCCAGAUCGAAACACCCUCAAAUUACUGGGAUAUGAGAUCUGGAUUUUGUAGCUUGGAGUCAUCUCUAGUUAAGGUUUGCAAGUUUACCAAGAUGUUUUACAUGAGAGAGGGAUGCUAGUUCUAGUGAUUCCUAAUUAUUGUCACGUGUAGAGUAAAUAUAGUAAGCAAAAGCCUGACCUGAGAAGUGCUGAGCUAAAUUGGACAGCUCCGCACUACUCAGGAUCAGGCACUAAACUAAUUCAGUUGUUAAAACACAUGUUCACACUCAAACACAUGCAUUUCAGAUGCACACCUACCCAUAUUCACAUGCCUGUGCACACAUAUUCACAUGCACCUUUGCACAUCCAUGUGCUUGCACACAUACAUCCCUCUGCUUGCCACAGAUUUGCUUUUCCUCUUUUUAAAAACAAUUGUCUUUCUUGUACAUUCACUCGUCCCUAUUUACAGCUGCUGUACUGGAAUCACUCUUGAGAGCACUGUGUUAAAAAGUUUGCCUGCAACUUCCCUUGUGUGAGUCGAUGCAAAGCAAGAACACUAGGCUGGCUUCCAAGACAUACGGAUUGGCUUAAAUGGUGCUUUUUCUCUUGCUUGUUAUGUCCACACCAGAGAGCAGCUCCGUUGUCUCUGACACUUUAAGACUUGGAAACUGUGAUUUUUCUAUUUUGACCCAGUCAGUAUCAUCAGCCAGACAUGCCAAAUCGGAAAGUGAGCCUUUUCCUUUUUGCAAGGUUUUGAUACCAUCAGGCAUUAUGCAGAAUCCUCCUCCACUAUCAGUUCUGCUCUCUGCGAGUCACAAGGAAGAAGUCUAACAUUAAUUCAUUGCAUUAGCAAAUUAGGGAGAAAAAUGAGCAGAGGGUUGACUCUCGCUCUCGCUUCAGCAGGAAUUCGAGAUUUCCAUACACAACAUAGACCAAUUGUCUACUUCGAUAACUCAGAAUGGCUAGAACCUGACAUCCUCAGCUUCAGAGUUUCACUUUUUCUUUUUCUUUUUAAUCUCCAAAACAUUGUAUUACACAAUAUGAAGGACAGAGAGAGGGAGAGUGUACCCUGUUUUUCUUUCUUUCUCUCAGAGUUUGAAUGGACUUGACUCAAUUUGCACAGGACUGUACAAUGAUUAAUACCUGCAGGAAAAAUUAGACCAAAUGAAAUGCACCAGAAUGGGUUUGAUUCAUGUGGCCUUCAUAUUCCCCGUUUUAGAUGAAAUGGCACCACUACUGAAAUAAGAGUCUUGAACUUUAAUAAUCACUAGCCGCAAAGCUUAUAUGUAUAUUCUGCUUUGUUACUGUGGGUACUUAUAUAGUGUAUCCAUUCCUAGGACCAAAUUUAUCCCAGGUUUAACUCCAUUGACAAUGGUGAAGUUCCAUCAGAGAUAGCUUUGUGCCCUGGUGAUUUCAGCUCUCCAUUUCAGGUCAUGCUCCUCAUUAUUUCAAUUGCUCCACUUGUGUAACAUCAGUAUAGACUUCCUGGGCCUGAUUCUAAGGGUGUUUACUGUUAAAGCUGCAGGGGUGAAUCCCAGCUUGUGUAGACGUAGUCAUGCUAGCUCUCUCCGAGCUAGCAUGCUAAAAAUGCUCCUUGCUUAACGUAGGAACUUCUGUUCCUGAAAAAUGCAACUUUAAAUGAAAUGAUGUUAAGUGAAUCCAAUUUCCCCAUACGAAUUAAUGUAAAUAGGGGGAGUUAGGUUCCAGGGAAAUUUUUUUUGCCAGACAAAAGACAUUAUAUACAUAUACAGUAUAAGUUUUAAAUAAUUGUAAACAAACAAUUUAAUACCGUACUCACCAAUGAUGAUUGUGAAGCUUGGUUGAGGCAGAGCAUAGCGGGGUCGGGACACGGGGGCUUGCCCCAUUCCGUCUGACCAGCACUCCUGCCGGGGAGCGAGGUCGGGGGCUUGCCUGCUCCCCAGUUGGAAUGCCAGGUGGGUGGAGCGGGACAAGCCUCCACGCCCUGACCCCAUUCCAUGGCAGGAGCUGUGGGCGGAGCAGGGGAGCCAAACAACCUUAUAAUGGAACAUUGCACAACUUUAAACAAGUAUGUUCUAUAAUAGAUCAGCAACCUAAUAACGCAACAACGUUAACUGGGGCGACUUUAAGUGAGGAGUUACUGUAUGUAGUCCCGGUAGCAUGGACUGCGGUGAGUGGUGGGAGAGGCUAGUUAGCCUGAGGACAAACCCCAUGAGUCUGUACUCUGGUGGUGAGCCCGGCUGCUGCGGUGACACUAUUAUAUUUAAUGUGCUAGUUCAAUCAGAGUAAGCUGGGAAUUGCACCCCCAGCUCCAUGUGUAGGCAUAACUUUGCACGGCUUUGGCAAUGUAAAGUCACCCACUUUGAGAUUGGUUUGCAGUGCUGGAUUGGUGUACGAAGCCUUAGUGAAAAUGAGAAUCUGGCUCCUCAGUGAAAUGCUUUUUGUCCAUAAGAGUCUUAGGUAAAUUCUUCUGUUUGGGGUACGUGCAGCCUUGGGAAGGAGCUUGGACAGCUCUGCAUGGGAAGUAUCCUAAAUACAGCCCAGAGAGGACUCAACUCAAACUUGUCCCCGUUGCUGCCUGUAUGUAUCAAAGAGUUUUCCCAAUCCCUUCCUAGCCUCAGAGCUAGAAAGCUGAUGUGGAACUCACAGCUCCCGCAUGGCAGCGUAAGUGCUGUACCGCUGUGCAGAAACAAAUGCAUAAGUUCCAGUUUUUUACAGCCUGUUACUCAAUGCAAGCGGAACCCUAGACAUAGCAAUCCUCUAAAAUUAGGCACUUAUUCAAAAAGACAAACCGUUCUGCUGGGAAUAUCAGCUUCAGAAAGGAGAGUAAGAAAUAGCAUGCACUGACUGGGUUCUGUGGCAAAAUGGCCAGAUAGGAAGGGACACUGGACUAUAUUUUCCCCUUAAAGAUGUUCCCUCUAGGUUAUUGUUAAUUAUGGCUGGGACUUAAGGAACUUAGGUGCCAACUUUCAAUAGAUGAUGAGUGCCUAACUCCCUUAGGCCCUUUUAAAAAACCGAGUCUUAUAUCGUCACUUGUUUGCAGGAGCACCCAUAAUGUGAUGAGUGCUGUGCUAAUGACGGAGGGCACAGUCCCUGCCCUGACAGGCCUGCAAUGUGAGACAAGCAGACGAAUAGACGAACUGCAAGGGGAACAUGUACAAUGUAAAAGUGCAGUGCUCAGUGGGAUGAUGGGCCAGUAGGAUAGUAGGGAGUGUUCAGUGAUAUGGGGUGUAAUAGGCAUAUAAACUAUCCCCCCAUGUUAUCCUCAUUCUUGCUGUUUGUACUGGGUUAAUUUCUUGUAGGUGCAUGGGAAUCUGAGGGAGGAAUUUGGCCUCUCUGGGGGUUUGAUUAUCAGAGGCCCUUUUGCUUGUCUGCUCAGGCUCUGGGUGGUGCACAAGAAGCCAGACCCCAAUUUGCAUAGCUAUGCAAGAAUUUCCCACAUAGUAGGCCCUGUGCACCCUAUGCUUUGUAGAAUGAAGGGGCUGUUUGCUCAUGCUUUCUGCUCAGGAAACGGGAUGUCAAAAAGGGGUGGGAUGUCGGCUGUCCUCCCUCUCCCCCCAUUAGCUGCAGGCUGGUGCACCAGGGAAAUUGUUCCCACCCACACUCCUCCUUCCUCCCUCCCUGGGUUCCCCUCCAGUGCACGCAGAAAAGCUGCAGAGAGAUUUGCCUGUCUGUCUGGUGCUUCUGGUGUGGAGUGGGGCUGUCCUACCCACUACUGUCUGAAGAAUAAAGCCACAAUCAAGCCUUAAUUGUCAGUGGUAUUGGUGGAGGGGUUGAUAUGUGCGAAGCUUCUGCCUCUGAUGUGCACAUUCCGUGGAGAGAGGACUUUGGACUCUAGAAGUGUCACUCUGGCACCUUUCAUUAACACUAAAGUAGAAGAAAUGGUGGGAAAUUACAUACCCCCAAAUUAGGAGCUGUCGUGGGCAUUGUCCAGACAGGGUAAUUUUUCUGUUACUCAAUGUGACAGUGGUAGUCACAAUUCUUACAUUAGGAUAUCAACUCUCUUCACUGUACAGACUCUUUUUUUCUUGUCAGCCUGAUCUCAGUGCUGGCCUUUUCAUUCAUUUACAUGCAGCAAUGGUUUAGAACUGAGCAGCGGGUCCUUUACCCAGCCCCGUAAUAAACACAAGCAGCUGACAGUACAGAGAGAUGUAACGAGGGGCUGAUUUUUUUUCUUCUCGGAGAACUGUGAUAUAUAAACUUGAUCAGUGUGUAUGUGUGUGUGUGUGUACGCACGCACACACACAGCACUUUAUGGAGUUGUUUGUUCUCGUAGAUUUAUAGGGCACAGGACCACUCAUAGCGCUCUGUUAGAAGAUGCAGGAGUAAUUCCUGCAGAAGGCGAGUAGCAAAAUUGUACCUGUCGCAGCUGUCAGAACUAUAAUGGAAGUGAAAUGUUAUCCUUACUCAAAAUGUAAGGUUUCAGAGUAGCAGCGUGUUAGUCUGUAUCCGCAAAAAGAACAGGAGUACUUGUGGCACCUUAGAGACUAACAAAUUUGUAAGGUGCCACAAGUACUCCUGUUCUUUUUUCAAAAUGUAAGGAUCCUUUUCAUUUCACAUGGGCCUUUCAAGCAUUUCCCCCUGGCUCUACUAAAUGAGGUAGCAAACAAUUGUCAGGGCUGUAGUCCUAUCUAUCCUUAUGGAUGUGAAUGAGAAAACUGAAAGAGGGAAGAAGAAAUGAUAGCAGAAGAAGAAAGGUAAAAAACUCGCAGAGGAUUGAUUUACACUGGUGCAAAGAACCUAUCCUUUCCUCUAGAAAUAAGCCUGCCAAAUGGCAAAAGUCUUAUUGACUUCAGCAGCAGCAAUAUUGUCCCUACAAGCUUAGCCAAUUGGGCUUAAGAAAUUAGCCUAUUUUGGAAACAAUUAUUAGGAGCUAAAUUGUGCCCUCAUAUACCCAUGUACAACUCCCAUUGAUGUCAAUAGAAGCUUUAUGUGCAUACCCGAGGGGAGGAGUCGACCGUCAGCUAUUUCAAUUUCAUUCUUAAAAAGAACUGAUUCUGUAAUGCAUCCCCGGGUUGGUUGUGCACCUUUGACCUGGGAAUUUGCCUUUGCAACAGAAUUUUCUUCCAUUGUGAAUGUGGAAAUCACCAGGCAAUUCCCUUACAAAGUCACUUGUUUAAAAUUUGCCAACAGUACAUUCCUUUCUUCCUUAGUAAAAAAAAAUGUUUCUGGUUAGAACAAAGGAUCAGACGCCAGAUACUGAUAGCAAAAACAAAGCAUUCUGUAUUUGCAACUUAAGGUAACAUAUCAGCUGCUUACAAAUGUAUGAAUAUAGUUGCAAGAGGCAAAAGGUCCAAUCCAACUCCUGUUAAAAUCACUGGCAAAAAACUGCCAGUGAUUUUUAAUGGCAGCAGGUUUCAACUUGGAAGUAAAAUACAGUGGAAAAUACUUAUUAGGUAAGGGCUAAGCUUGGUAAAUUCCAUUUGAUUAAGCAUGCUAACUUUAGGAUUCUUAUACAUACAGGUUUGGUCUAGAAAUAGAACCAGAUAUGGUGUGAGACUCGCCUUUCUAGUAAUAUUUCCAUUACUUUUUUGCUUUAGUGAGAAAUACCAGAAAAUUAUGCUUUUUUUUGUUUUUUUGUUUUGUUUUGCUAUUUCUGUUUCUGGUAGAUGCCAGGUAAUACAGAGAGUGUGAAAAUGAAAUUGAAAUAACAAAACUCUAAAGAUAAUAUUUUGAGCUCUAAAAAUGUUUAUUGGGCUUGAGUUUGGAUUGAGAAUUUGGGUUCAGUCAUUUUUAUUUUAUUUUUAUUCAGACAUAUAUGCCCACUGUUAGACUAUGUGUGGUCAGUUAUAUCAUGGACAUGAAGUCAAAUUGCAAUGCAAUUACGUUUCUGAAAUAUCUGGGGAACAAACUGGAUAUUUGAGUUAUUUUCCACACAUAAUAAGGGCCAAAUCCAAGUUCCUUUGAAGUCCAUUUCAAAACUUCCAUUGAGUUCAUUGGGACCAGAAUAUCAAAUAAAACUUCUAUUAGUAAUAAAAAUAUGUGUGUCUGAGAGUGAGUGAGAGGAAAGCUGAUAACCUUUAAUGUGGCACAAAUCCACCUGUAUUGCGUGGUGAACAGGCCUUAUUACUUCUGUGAAGGCAUUGCAAAACCAGUCUUUGGUUAACUUGUUCCCUUUUGUGAUCUUUUAGGUACAGUUGAUGAUUUGCUUAAGACAUAGUUUAAAAAGUUCUAUUGUAAAUAGCACAAGUGCACCUUGGAGUGAAUGUAUUCUGAAUACAUUAUGCAGCUGCCAUCAGCUACCUUUCACAACCAUGAUGGUGUGUUGUACCCCUGUGGUAUGGGAGCCAUCCAAUGAUAAAUUUGCCACUGGUGUAAGUAGGUGCAACUCUGUGGGCUUCCGUGGAUUUGUGUUCUCUUCCUCAAGAAGUGGAUUUGACUUGCAGGUUCUAAGGUGGCCAUCUGAAAAAAUAAUCUUGUCGCUUCUGAAGGGGUUUCAUUUUCAUAAAUAUAAACACAGAGAUAUACCUCUAGAUAAGCUAAGUAGAACUCAAAGCAUAAAAGGGAGAGGAAAGAAGAGCACACAAAUCUCCAUAAGCCCAGGUAUUUUUUUCCUAGGUUAUCUGUAAGUGCAGUACUUCCCAAUGUUGUGUAAAUGAUUCAUAGCAGUGUGACAGUGGAGGGAAGGUUUUGUACUUUCAUUCAAGUUCUGAUGGGUCCAUUUGGUCUUUUUCUUCGCAAAGAAUUGUGCUGAAGUAGAAAAUGAAAGCAAGUCUGAUCGCUAUUGGCAAUGACCAGAAUUUAACCAGGUGAUCCCCCCCACUCAUCCCACCACUUCUUUGCCCUAAAAACCAUAAGAAGGUAGUCCCAUUUUUACCCUUCCAUACACCCCAUUUAAUCAGUUGUGUGUAUGCAUGUAGACUUUACUUUACAAAUACCUUAUGUAUAAGGCCCCAUGUAAAUCAUGGUACAAAACAUUGCCAGGUAUCGUGGAUUGUUCAUGCCCAAAGGGGUUUUGUAUGUGGAGUAUUGGAAAGGGACAAGAAAGCACUGUUCAAAUCAUUAAAGACAUACUUUAUGUUUCUUGGCAUUGAUAUUGCUAAUCGGCUUAUGAUUAUGACGUUGUGAAUUUGAAUCUAUGGCAAGGAACAAAUAAAAAGGAAGUGGUCUUUAGAACAGAAACAGAACUCCUAUUGAUGUCAAUGGGUGUAUCAUCAGGCCCAAUUGCUUUAAUGGGCAAAAUUACUUGUCUCAGCUCCACUAGAAAUCUCUGCUCUGGUUCACACUUGGCUCUCUCAUUGACAUCAUCAAUGGGAGCGUCUCAUAUGCAGAGAAACCGGAGUAUAGGAGGGAAUGUUAGAAGAGGAUUUUGGCCUUUUGUCAGCAGUUGGUACUGAGCUAUCCAAAAAUAUUACUCAACUCUUUAGAUUUCAUAUAGACACACAACCGUAGAGGAGUAAAUGCAUCUAAUGCAAUAUUUCCACAGCAAACAUAGGAUUUUGUGUUUCUUUUGUGACUUCUGUGAUAUUGUGAUCUAUACGGGGCCUUGCUCAUGUUACUUUUUCUGACCUCAUACAAGCACUUAAUGACUUUGCCAGGCCUGAGUCACUCUGUUGCACAUUGAUGUAUAUCAAGUGGCACCCACUGAAUUACCUCUUCUACUUUCCAAUGUGGUUCACUUGUACAUAAGUGUAAUGUCAACUUGUUUACAGGUUAUUUUGUGCGUAAUUGUAAAAAAAAGCCGUUUUAACUAAAAGUUUAAAGGAAUCAACUUUACUGGAAGGUGUUUAAAAAAAUGAAUGUGCUUAAUACAGUAUAGACAUCAUUGAUUAUGGUCUCACAUGAAUGCAUGUAUCUCCAUGUUGUCAGUCCCCACCAGUGAGGUUAUUUGGCAAUAUUCUGCAGUCUGUGAAUAGCAAAUAUACAUAAACUACUGUGACUCUAGCAAAUAUAACUCAGUAACUGUUUUUACUGUGGUAUGUAAAACAUGUAGCUUUUAGCCUGCUGUAUUUCCCUGUUAAAAAUAAAAUCCUGAAAGAAAGAGAUGCUUGAGGGGAGAUACCUGUGAUCUGAGAGUAGUCAUUCUUGGAAUGGCAUCUGUUGGCCAUAUCUGGUCCAACUACCAGACAAACUGCCUAUUUGCAGAAGCAGUGGGUCUUCAAUGGUAGAUAUAACUGUAGCUAUUAUCAUUCUGCCUUAGCUGCACUUCUGGCAGAGAAACAUGCUGUUUUGUUUAGAAUCACUAGCAAUGAAGAGAGCAAUUAGAUAUUAAUAGCGUCCAUAUACUGCUUUAGGCGUUAUACAGUAGUCUAGCAAAAACAUACAGCUAUCAGUAUUGUGAAAUUGUGUGGCUGCAAAUCUGCUACUCUUUUGUGUCUCACCAUUUAAAAAAAUCAUUUCAUAUACAUUGUAAUGGGACUAAUCAUAAUAAAUCAUUUGGUAUCA
Molecule: messenger RNA, 12756 nt
Organism: Chrysemys picta bellii (western painted turtle)
Lineage: Eukaryota; Metazoa; Chordata; Testudines; Emydidae
Gene: KCTD16
Product: potassium channel tetramerization domain containing 16
Biological process (GO): protein homooligomerization; regulation of G protein-coupled receptor signaling pathway
Cellular component (GO): postsynaptic membrane; presynaptic membrane; signaling receptor complex
Molecular function (GO): protein binding
Source: RefSeq, a predicted model, not a curated record